Messenger RNA from Lates calcarifer (barramundi perch), 1456 nucleotides. RefSeq names its product ubiquitously-expressed, prefoldin-like chaperone (gene uxt). NCBI's taxonomy places the organism in Eukaryota, Metazoa, Chordata, Actinopteri, Centropomidae. Gene Ontology annotation, molecular function: transcription corepressor activity. The record is from RefSeq and is a predicted model, not a curated record. The coding region runs from base 208 to 696 and encodes 162 amino acids. Gene Ontology annotation, biological process: negative regulation of transcription by RNA polymerase II. The transcript is spliced from 6 exons.
AGUGCCGUCUUGGUCACUGGUCAUCCACUUCCGUUACGGAGAGGUGUGUUUACAUGCGGUGUCGGCUCGCUAACGGGACCGUGUGUGGGUCGAUAUUGAGUCAGAAACGUUACCAUCACCGUCAGAGAGACGCUGAGCGGGUUCACAGCUCCCGGUUCAUCUCCAACACGACCGGAAGUUUGAUCCGUUAAAGAGAAAACGGUGAAGAUGUCUCUGCCCGGUAAUGCUAAUGCUAAUGCUAAUGCUAACGUGGACCAGAAGGUGUUGCAGUAUGAAAACUUCAUCAACGAAGUUCUGAGGAGAGAUUUACAGAAAGUGUUGGAGCAGAGAGAUUCUGUUUAUGAGAAGAUCUCCCAGUAUCUGCAGCUGAAGAACACCAUUCAGUCUAUACAGGAGGCGGGAUCUCAGAAGCUGAAGGCCGACGUGGAUCUGGGCUGUAACUUCUACGUCCAGGCUGAAGUCGAGGACUCAUCCAGGAUCUUCAUGGCGAUCGGUUACGGGUUCUUCGUGGAGAUGAGUCAUGAAGAAGCUCUGAGAUUCAUCGAGAAGAAGACGAGUCAGCUGACAGCCUUCACGGAGCAGCUCACCAAAGACUCCGCCAAAAUAAAAGCCAACAUCCGCAUGGUGCUGGAGGGUCUCAGGGAGCUGCAGGGACUCACUGACCUGCCCGACACCAGGAUAAGAGAAGUUUUCUAGACUUUUCCAGGUGUUGGUGGACCUGCAGGACGGACGGAUGUUUAGAUACUGGAGGGAGGAUUCAUGGAACAGCAGGAGGACUGAAGUCUUUAACUCUGGUGAAAUGACAGAAGCCUGCCUGAGGGGGGCGCUGCAGACCUGUCAGGAGGCUGCUGCAGCUGUCCACAGCUGUAAUGAGCAGAUGUUAAUGUAGAAAUAAAGAAGCUGAGUGUUGGAUCAGGAGUAAUAAAGUCUCAGGAAUGAAAACAGGAGCGAUCGGAGAUGCUCGGUGACAACAAUGAGCCCGUUGCCACGGAAACUGGAUGCUAUGGAGGCAGUGGCUAAAGAAGAAGCAGCGCGACGGCGACUCUGGAAAUAGACUCAAACACAGAAACGACAACAAGAGUGAAGCUGGUUCACAGCUGAGUGUGUUCACUGACUUCAGCCAGUCACAGACGACGACAGAAGAAUGAAAGGUUAAUAAAGAAGACUCCUCAGAGAAGCUGAGAGGAGCAGUUUCAUUAUUGCUUCAGUUUGAUGAAUGAAUCCAAACAAGCUGAAUUAUUCUGAUAUGAAAUAAUCAGUGAACUGCUGCUCAGCGGCUCCUCGGCAGGUUGUUGGUUCGAUGACCAUGAGAAUGUUAUUGCCUUUUAUUAUUGUGGUUUUGAUGAUAAAGAUUUAGAAUAAUGAAUCAUAUUUUAUAAACAUCUGGUCGCAGGAAGUUGUUAUGUUGCAGUUCACACAUUUAAAUGUGAAAUAAAGAUAAUGAUAUCAAACAGUA